Messenger RNA from Scaptodrosophila lebanonensis, 1987 nucleotides. Its product is annotated as trichohyalin. The transcript is spliced from 2 exons. The record is from RefSeq and is a predicted model, not a curated record. Bases 60 to 1868 code for a protein of 602 amino acids. NCBI's taxonomy places the organism in Eukaryota, Metazoa, Arthropoda, Insecta, Diptera, Drosophilidae.
AAUACGCACAUAAGUUAAACUCCAUUUGUUAAAAUCACAAAUCAUAUUUUGCAAUAAAAAUGCUGAGUUGCAAGGCAAAGCCUGUACUCACGUCCUUUCAAAUUCACAAAAAAAGCAAAUCACAAUAUCCUGUUAUAGUUUCUGCCCAGCGCUACGAUGGCAUGCUAUCGCGUGCCAAUCAGUCUGAAAAGCUGGCCAUGCAGGAGGCUGCGGAAGAGGAGAAAAGAUACCAGCAGUACCUCAAGGAUGGAAAUGCAGCGCUGGUGAAGCUCUUCACUGGCGUUCUCAAUGCCAAGCAAGACGAAAAGGAGCUGCUUCAUAAGAAGGAGAACGAUGAAUUGAAGGAAAUAGAAGUAGAUCUAGAGACCAGGCGCAUUAAUGAUCGAAUGCGCAAGGAGCGUAUCAAGCGCGCCACUGAAAUUCUUGAAAAUAUGAAGCAGGGACCGCUUGCCCUCCAUCGGGCCCUGCUUGAGAGCGAGAUGUUGCAUCAACGCAAAUAUAACGAACAGCUCAAUCGGGAGUUUGCUCAGGCAGCCGAUCGCCAGCAGCGCCUGGAGAUGGAACAGUGUCCAGAGACGCUCAUACCAUUCACGAGUAUGACCGAAGAGGAGCUGAAGGCCAAAGAGAAAGAAAAGGCCCUGGCCCUGCGCGACGCCAUACUGCAGGAUGUUGAGACAAAGCGACAGCUUCUGCUCGAGCAGAAGGAUAAGGAACUCUUUGAGGGCAUCGUGGAGCGGGAGCAGUGCAAGUGCCGCCUCGAAGAAGAGGAACUCGCCGCACGAAAGCUUAAGGAACGCAAGCGGGAGCAGUGCCGUCGUGCCUACCACGAUUCGCUCAAGGAGAAGGCCGCACUAGCCGAACGUGACCGUGUGUGCGACGCCAUCGACGAUCGCCGGAACUGUGUCGUCCAAGUGGCGCAUCGUAAUCUCGAUUCCCGGUAUAACAAGCAUGUCCGCCAUAUACGAUAUACUAAUUUCAAUGAGCGGGAGGCACGUGCCAUGCGAGUUCAUGAGAUGCAACAAGAGGGUAAGCGGAAGGCUGAGGAGCUGGAGGCACAGUUACUGGAACGUCACGAGGCAGAGGUGCACAUUGACGAUGAGCGACGUCAGUGCCAGCUGGAGGAGCUGGCCAAGCAGCGCAGGGCUUACCAGAAGGAGGAGCAGGAGCGGGCCGAGAAGAAACGCGAGCGCGAGAUGGAGUUGCGACGUUUCGAGAUGGCGCAGCGUCUGAAGAACGCUGAGGCGAACAAACUGUUUGAGGCAUCGACGCGGCGCAAGCGAAAUAAAGAGAUGGCUGACCUGAGGAAAGUACUCUACGGACAACGUGCAGAGUUCUUAGAGCGCAAACGAGAUGAAUUAAUGCGCAUCAGUUCCUGCGAAGUGGACCCACAUCUGGCCAACGACAAAUAUUUCUUCCAACAGGCGGCAGAUAUGAUGAAGCAAUCGAAAGAGGUGGGUCGACCGCUGCAUCCCAUAGCCAGGGCUGUUGAGAAGUACAAGCGCGAUAAUAACAUCUCCCUGGAGCCGCCACGUACUCGUAUUCAGCGCAGCCAGCUGCGUGAUUUCUGCUGGCCCGGCUACUAUGCCCAGGCAGAGCGCAAGUGGAAGGAGUACGAGCGUCGCGACAAGUGUCGAAAGGAGCAGGAGGCCGACCGCAACGAUAUCUUACGCAACUGCAUGAGGAUCACCAAAAUGGCGGCAGAGGAACGCGUCAAGCCCGGUGUAUGCAAAGUGGAGAUCCCAAUCGCGUGCAUGCGGCAGACCGGCAUGCCCGUUAUCGAGAGCACCGACUCCUUCGAGUGCUCCAAAUAUGUUUGCGUGGAGAAUGAGCCGCCUAUGGGCCCUUGUUCAGAAAUGAAAACGAAGUAGUCCCAAGAUUGAACGGACAACCAACUACCAUUCACCUAUACUCGCUGUUCUGAUCAAAUUUUUGUUAAAUACGCUUAUUAUAUAAAUACUUGUAUGUACCAUGAUGCAUCUACUCCAUA